UGUUUACGGUGCGAGCACAUCCGCGUUUCGGUUUUGGCUUUGGUUGAGUUGAAAAUUCACUUUUGUGGCACGUUAGUGAAAUUCAUUCAGUUUAGUUGAUGUUUUUUCGCCAAACGGAUGUCUAGUGUGUGCUCUGUGAUUAGCAGUGAUUUCUAUUGGCGGAAGUGAAGAUCUGAAAUUGGGUUUCUCUUUUAAUAACUGUGUCUUAGUCGAGCGUUCUCUGUGUAUCUCGAAAAAAGCGUUGUUUAUGGCAUAAUACACACAUAAACAUAUAUAGAAAAUUAAACAAAUAUACAAGCCACCGCAAACAGUUCUUCGGCUCAUAAAAUAAAGUGCAUUGAAUUAUAAUAAAUUUACAAAAGCAAAACCAACAAAUGCUGCUUACAUGUGUCUGUAUGUUUGCCAUACAUAUGUAUAUGCACGCGCAAGUGUAAUCCAUGCAGUCACGUAAGAAUACUUAGCCGCCUUUAAAAAUAUAAAUAAACACAGCGACGGAGCAACGGAGCGACGGCUGCGUGUCUAUUUGCCAUCGCUGUGAGAUAACAUAUCCGACAGAUACACACCGUAAGCGCCUAACGUUCUGUAAAAAGAUAAGAACUGCAUGCACACACUCGCCUAAGCGUGUGUGUGUGUGAGUGCGCGUGAGUGCAUUAAAGUAAAUAAAACGUGAUUUGCUGGUAAAUGCACUGGCAUUGUCUCACCAAAGCGCACAUAUGAGAGUGUGUGUGUGCAAACAUACAUAAAAAUAAUAACGAAAAAAGUGAUACUCCAACAAUAACAAGCCUUUGAGGUGUUUAUCUUGCAACGCAACGUUGCACAAUCGCAAUCACCUUACAAUCGCUUAACCAGCCACCCACAACACUCUGCACCGUUAAUCUGUGUUCUGUUUCAAGUGGAAAUAAAUAAUUACCGCUACAUUGACAAUCGACAAUCCGCAAGCCGCCAUUAUGCUCGCCAUUAAGGAGUGCCUCAUACGCGAAGGUGUCUUGAAUUUGACGUCAACGUCCAAUCUGGGCAAUGGUGCACUGGGCGAUGAAGAAAAUCGAGUUGGUGGAGUUGGCGCAGCAGUUGCAGGUGCUGCUGCAACCGCCAACAGCAACAACAUUUAUGGCAACAGAUUUAGUGACGCAGCCGCUGUCAGCAACAAUUUGCGCGCCAUUAGCGCGAAUUACACUUACAACAAUGAUAAUCGUUAUAAGCGCUAUAAUGAUAAAAUGACAGCAACAACAGCAGCAACAACAAAUACAACAACAUUGGCGCUCGAGCCACAGCUGGCCAAGUUGAGAGAUCAAAAAUCCGUCGACACUACACAUAGCCCUAAUACCAAUUACGAAAACAAAUCGUCAAAUUGUAGUCUAUCCUCCGCAUCGGUCACUGCCAAAUCGAGCUGCCAGCAAACGUCAUCAGUAUACGAUAAAAUAAAGCAUCAACAACAACAGCAACAACAAUUGCAACAGCAACAACAGCGUCAACAAACGUCAAAACAUCACUCGAAAGAACAACAACAACAACCGGGCACAAGAUCUUCGUCGUCCUCCUCAACACGCUAUCACGGUGUACAUCCACAUUUUCACCAUCACACCGCACCAGCCUACUAUACCGACGUCAAUCUACACAUACACACCCCGAAGGCUAACGAUGUUACGUCACUAAAUGAGAAUUAUCAGAGUGUCUACAAUACACCAACACAAUUGGUCAAAGAGCAUUAUUUUCCCAAAACUAGUACCGCUACAGUAGUGCCACCACCAAUUGGCACGGGUGCUGCAGUUAUUGGCCGCGCCAGCACUACAUCGCCCUCGUCGCUGGAGAAGCGUGAACGCGAACGCGAACGCAACAAAGUGCCGAUCGACAGUGCAAGUAGCAACAACAAAAGCGCCAACACAGCAGCUGCACGUGCGGCUUUUUUUCGUGGCGGCUCUGCGGGCAGCAGCGGCUACAACAACGGCGAAAGGCCAAGUCACGAAGCUUUAGCGAAAUCGUCGCCAGCAUUUGGGCGCCCUACCGAGACAGGUGAAUUGAACGACACCACAUACACACCAUACGUUGACAGUGGUAGUAGUUUUGUUGUUGUUGACAUAAAUAGCAGUAGUGAUUGUAGUAAAUAUAAUAAUAAUAAUAAUGUUAAGCCAUUAGACGACAACAGCGCGACAGACAUAACACAACACGAUAGCAUAAAUCAUAAUUACAACAACAGUAACAUAAAAUCCAUAACGUCCCCCACAUCACCGACAGGCACGAAUACAUCGACAACAACAACAUCGGCCGGACGCAGUCGCAACUCACAUCGUUUCGCUGGCAAGAGACGCGCGGUGCGCGUGCGUAGCGAAUCCCGACCGAUUAGCGCACUCUAUGAUAUAAUAUGCAAGGAGAAGGGUCUGGAUAUUGGUACCAGCACCACGAACGAAGAAGACUCGUCAGCGCCGUCAAACGACGACGACGCGCAUCAUAGCGCACGCAACAGCCAUAAUACUAAAGGCAAGAGCAAAGAACGCAGCCAUCCACGUAGCAGCAGCAGUAGAAAUAAUAGUCUAAAGAAUAGUAAAGAUUACGCAGAGAUCUCAAAUUGUCUAACCGCGUUCGUGGCCAACUCUUUGUCCAACUAUUUGGGUGGCACGGCAUACGAUCAAUCGAAUAUGGAUCACGCUGCCACCGCGUCCGGUGAUACAAACGCAACACACGAUCGCGCAAAGCGCUCACACAAAGCGCGUGCGUCGAGCGGCCACAAGCCAGGCUCCAAGAAACGCAAGGAUGUUGGCGGUAAAACAAAAGCGAGCACGCCGCGCAGUCCGCGUGAUGAAGAGCUGAACGGCGAGACAAGCGAAGAUUCGAAUGACGCGUUUGCGCACACCCCACUGUCGGCGCGCUCAAAGCAUCGCGCUGAUUGUAAUCGCCGCAUGAAUGGUACUGAAAAGGCGGCCUCCUUGCCGCCGCAGCUGCAUGUCACAGCGCAGCACGCCACGACCACCACCGGCACAGGCAUGCCACAAAAGGCGACGACUCAUACAAAUAAUGUCGAAUCAAAUACUCAUUUGAAUGUGCGCAAAAAGUGCUCCAUUCAUUGUCGCUGUCAGUUGGGUUGCGAAUGCCGCUCCGCGAAUUCCGCUCAUCGCACCACACAUUAUCCAUAUGAAUAUCAUCAAUCCUCAUUACCACCAAACCUGUCAUCCGGCACAUGUAGUAGCGUACGCUCGCCCAGCACCGCCGAUGACGAGAGUCUCGGUUACUCCCCCGAAAAGCUAUACAUUGAACCUGUAAAUAUGAAUUUAAGUGGUAUCUCAUCUAGCCCUGCUAACGCUAAACAUGCCAAUAGUAGUAGCAGUGGUGUAGUGCUUGAGCCGACAUCCAGCAUACACUCGGUGCGCAAUACCAAGGAGCGCGUUAGUCGCGCCCAGCAACGUCGCUUGCGCGAAGAGAUGCGCCGUCAUACGGAUCUGCCGCAAUUGGACUCACUCUCGCCAUCCUCGCUUAGUAAUAUUAGUCAAGUGGUGGGUGCGGCGGAAAAGGCACUGAGUGAAGAUGAAGGUGUUGCGGGCGUGAAGCAACAAGACAACCGCACGAGCAGAGCGAGAAGAUUUAUAAAUCGUCCCAGUCGUACACCGUCACGUGGUCGCAGCGCCAACAGCGCGCACAGUUCACCGCAUUCAGCACGCCGCAUCAAUACCCAACACGCCGACAACUCCACAUCCUCAUCCUCACCACCAGCCGAAUCAACGCAUAGUCGGCACCUAACGGCCGCUGCAGCUGGAGACGACUACAGUUUGAGCAAUCUAGCGCUGCCACCAGUCAGCCCGAACGCCAGCACCGUUACCAUUGAGGAUGUAGGCUCGACCUCAUCUAGCGAUCACAUUGCCCACAUACAAUUAUCCCCAUUACAAAUAAUGACCAACUCAGCGACACCAGCCACCGAGCUGCGUCCCCCGGCGAACGGCAGCGCCGCACUCGAUGUGGGCGAGGCUCAUCCCGCCGAUACGGAGGUGAAUGCGGAAGCCGGUACGGCCAAUUUCGGCGUUCAGGUGGCCAUUUCAGCAGCGGAAGCUUUGCGUCAACGCAAAUACGAGGUCCAUACACAUAAAUCUCCACAUAAAAAUCCUUCCAAAACCAACACACGAACCAUUACGACAACAAGCACCACGCCCACAAUUACAAGUGUCGGCGUCACGAAUAGGUCGUCGGCGACAAUAGUAAAUCAGCGCGACCAACAACAACAGCAACCACUACAAUACAACAAUGAAAGCAACUACAUUAGCACGAAUGCUAACCACAACAGCGCGAGCACCGCUUGUACACAUAACAGUAAUAGUUGCCACAACAGUUACGCCAUGCCCACUGAAACAUUUUUGCUUAAACAAAAAGCGGCAAUGCUUGGGGCAGGCAGCACCAACACCAACAACAGCAACACCGGCGCUACAGUGGUUGUGAAAAAGAAACCGUUAUCGCCACUACAAAUCAUUGCAUUGCCACACAAUGCAACCCUGGCCACACUAUCCCAUCCAAACGGCACUGCUGCAGAGGCAACAACGUUAACAGCAACAACAGCGCAUCAGCUGAGUCACCAACAUAACGCGCAACAACAUCACACAGAUGUUGGCGUCCAUCGACAACAACAACAACUACAAACGGCACAUAUGACACAAACGCUGCCGCGGCGUCCAAGUCCACUUUUAGGCGCACCACUCUCACCCUUCGCCGCAGCGCGCUCACCGUUGUCGCCAUGCGCGUCGCCACAUUAUGUGCGUCCGACGAAAGCGUCGCGCCUGCGGGCAGCCGCCUUGGAUAAGAAAAAAUGCGAAGACGAAACAAUUCAGCGUCCACGCUCGCCAUGCUAUGGUUCACCGCUGACAUCGCCACGUCCAGCCGCAUCACCAAAGCAUCAAUCGCCGCGCCUCUCGACAAGCUCAUCAUCGGACAAUCCACGUCCAACCACCGCCGAUUCGGAAAGUGAUACAAAAUUGGCGCAAAACUCAUCGCUUACCGUAAAGCAACGUCUCACAUCGACCUCCUCCAAUGAGUCACCAACCACCAACAAGAAGUUGAUACCCUCCGUUUCCGUAUCGGUUAAACAGAAUCUCAGCGAACUGCAAUUUAAUGGUGGUCCUAAGAAAACGAGCUCUUCAAAAUUGAAGAAACCACGCACGACCGCAACGCCCGCGCCAGCCACUGAGUGCACUGCCAAAUUCACACGCUCGGCGGGUCGCUUAUCCACAGCCGAAGAGUCAGAUACGCAUGUGCUAGCGAACAAGGCGACAAAACCGCUGCCGCGUCCACGCACGUCCGCCACCAUAAAAUCGAGCAAAUCGAAAUCGACAAAUGAUCUGAAACCGGCGAGCAGCGAUAGCUCGCCCGGCAAACCGGAGCUGAGCCCGGUUAAUGGUGUAACUCCUGCUAGUCCCUUGGAGGAUCGCGAUAAAUCAUCGAAACGCAAAUCGAAUUUGAAUCGUUCGCUCAACGAAGAGGCCACCGUCGAUAGUGUAAUCAAUCUGAAAUAUCUGCUGCUAACCGCAAAAAUAAGGAAAAAUAAGCUAUUUUUAAAUGACUCCUUAGCAGCGCGUCGCCGUCGUCGCCGUGAGCUCGGCAUGGUGCGUCAACUCGUGCCACCCGAUGAUCCAGUGCUACGUGAAAUGCUAUCACCACGUCAAAACAAAACCGACACGUCAGCCAAAAAUUUGGCGAGCCACAAACCGCCACACAACGAAUUGGCCUAUCACAUGGAGAUCGCGCGUCGCGGUUGGGAUCUAGUCAAUCCGAGCGUAAGCAAUCGUGCGCGCUCCGAAACGGCUAGUCCAAAAUAUGAACUACACGCGCGUGAAAGCUUGAUUCGAGAGCGACCGAGCAGCAAUCGCUUAGCACGCCGCAGCGAUACAUUGCAUUUGGGCGAAUUGCGUAAGUUGCGCUCGAACGAUGUCAAUCGGAAGGUAAAUGAGCGUACAAAAACCGAUUUGGCGGAGAUUAAGAAGAUCGCCGAACAGGCGAAUGUCGAAAUGGCCAUGAUGGCUUCGGGUAUCGCCGCGGAUCUAGCCGCACAGGCGGUACGUGGUGGUGAGGAUUACAUCAGUAAUGAUUUGGAUGGCAGAGAUAGCAAUGAGUGUAUUGUGGAGCUGGCAACGCCGGCACGUUACGGCAUCGGUAGUCGUCAACAGGCGUUAACGCCACCGCCAGCACCAUCGUACACGGAAUUAGAGGUGGCCGCCGAAGCGAAGGAGCGUGAUCCAUCACCAGCCAAACACGCCACAUUCGUGCAGGAAGAGCGCAUCUACUACGAACCGGAAGCUGACGAGCUGGUAGCUAAGUCCAUCUCGAAUACGACAAUGUCUGGUGGCAUAUUGCGUCAGCGUAUAUUGAAAGCGCGUAGCAUGGAACGUGAUGCUGGUCACGAACCGCCAAAACUUUCGCCCAUAUUACGGCGCAGAAGCACAGAUGAUCCCACGUAUAUACCGGUGCCGACUGGUGCCGCAGGCGUGUACUCGACAUCGCCAUCCACAUCGACACACAACCACAUCGUUUCGAUACUCAAGAAGAAGGAUCAUAUUGCGGGCGAGUCCAGUUCGGCUUCCAGUAACGCUUCGCCGGUGACAUUUUCCGCAAACGUGGUCGAUACACCGACUUCGAAACAGAAACGUGCCGGCAUACUUAAGAAACGCUCGAGUCUGGACGAGUCGCGCUAUUACUCGCGCUCACAUUCGCCCGACGAGCGCAGCAUACUUAUUAAAUCGGCGCGUCGCAAUUCACUAGAGGAGACUGCCGGCUUACAGCAGCAGCAACAACAUGGCAUACUCAAACAGAGCAGCUACGAGAGUAGCAAAAGUGAUGGUUGUCCCUCCGCCACUGAACCACAUCCGCAUGGUAUAUUGAAGAAGAAAGAUUCUACCUCGACACCUUCCGAUGGUGGCACACAUGCCCCGAAACAUGUCUCGAUCUCACAAGCUGUGAAAAUGGCCGCGGCCGAAUUGGGUCGCGAGACGGCCGACAAUCAAGCGAUAGCCGGCGGCGAACACGAUGAAAGCGGCUACACACCCAGCAAUGAAGAAUAUGAAAUCCGCCCAAUACUCAAAUUGGAAAGUAUUUCCAGCGAUGAUGCUAUGCGUCCACCUAAACCGAUAUUAAAGAAAAAGUCGUCUGGUGACUCGGAUGAAUACGAAAUACGUCCCAUAUUAAAGACAUCGCGUAAGAGCAGCCGCGAAGAGUUCGAUUUGGGCGGCGCAAUCAGCGAAGAUGGCCGUCAUUAUAGCGAACCGCCACCACCGAUUGUACGUCCAAUUUUAAAGACUGACUCACCAUCGAAACGACGUUCAUUGGGUGGUGAAGAGCUGGAACCCGACGUUUUCAGCGCUGAACAAGUCAGUGGCCAAUCACCAAGUUUACUGAAACGGCGUACACGCUCUUUGGAACGUCAGGAGGUGCCCGUGGUGGAUUUGGCGGCCGCAUUGAAUGCCAUUGCCACAUCACAAGCCGCACCUUUGGAGUUUGUGUCCACGCCGAUCACAACCGGUGGCAGCAUUUCGGUUGCGGAGCGUAUAAAAAAUAUGGAAAUGUUCCUAAGCAGUAACGGUACUUCACCGUCUACGCCGGUGGAUGCCAACACUAGUUGGGAAUCGCCUUUGCAGUCGGGCGUAACACCGAAAUUGUUCAAACCGAGCGCCAUACGUCGCGACAUGUACCGCGAUCGCUACAAGACGCAACCGAUAACGAAUGAUGAAAAAUUACACUUUAAAGCCACCGCAUCGCCGCUCGACACCUCCACCACAUCCGCCUUCAAACCGACCAAAUCGCUGGACGCAGGUCUCAAUUACAACACAUUCGCCCAUUUGAAUGCACCAACGGCCGCCUCUAGCGUCUCGCCGGGCAGCAGCUACACACUCACGCGUUGUGCCACCCAACCGCUGCAUAGUCAGCAUCACUUCAAGGCAGCGGAAACGUCUUCAUCUUCCGGUACGCCACCGCCACCACUACCAACGCUACGCGCCACAAUCGGACGUCACAAUUCGUUAAGUGAUAGUUACAGCAACGCUAAUAACAACAAUCACAACAACAGCAUAAGUGAACAAUUAAACCUAUCGGCGGGUAGUGACAGUGAGCGUAUCUUUGAAAUGUCUGGCAUUGAGGAGGCGCCCAUCGAAAGCGCUGGCAAAGUUGAGGGUGGCGCGGACGCCGCUGGUGCUGGUGCUGGGCUGACACGCAAGAAUAGUGUACGCGCUCGUGCUAAUAUGUUCCAACAGCUGCAACAGGAGAAGACUAGGAGCGCAGAGGCAACGUCGGCGUUAGCUGGCACGGCGCUCGGUCGUGAGGAGCGAACUUCACCGCGACGAGGAUCGUCCCAGCUUUCGCCCACGACCUCCAUGCUCCCAACAAUAGCUCCUAUAAUGAGCAGUAGCAUUUCCAGUACCAGCGGCUUACAUACGAACAGUCACGAGGAACCGAAAACACCGCAAAAUCCGAUCAGAACAGAUGAGGAAAUCGAACCCACAUCACUGCCAGUAUCCGAGCGUUUACGCUUCUUCACCAAUCUCACCGAAGCGGCCAGUCGCAGCGCGUCCAGCUCGUACACGCGCAGCCCAUCGCAGCGCUUCCUAACCGCGACCGAUCGUUGCGGCAGCGCCAACUCAUUCAGCCACAACAACUCGUUCACCUUUACGUCACGCAGCAGUUACAACGGUGACAGCACAAGCACCAGCAGCGCCAGCGCCAGCGUUACACCCACACCGAUGGAGUGCUGCUCGCCGCCACUCACCGAACAACAGCAGCUCAUCUCGAUCAAUGAAAUCGACUCACCAUUGCAAUUGGAUAGCGCGCGCCACUCACCAAGUCCACCGCCUUCGAUUGGUCUACCCAACGUCACACAGCAGGCGUCUUCGACCUACAUCCACUUGACCAAGUCCAGUUCGCAAACAUUGUUGCCUUCGGUGCUGGCGCAACGUUUGGCAAUGUCCGCGCCAGCACCAACCGCAACUGCAGCCGCGCUUACUACAUCGCCGUCCUCUUUGACGCCAGUGGCGCGCCGCAUUAAAAUGAAGACAAUCGGCAAACUGCUACUACCUAACACUUUUCUCAACAAUGAACGCAACAGCUUGCAAAAUUUCAGCAGCAACACAAGCGAGAACGGCGUGAGCGUCAACUCUGCGCAAAGCGACACUUGCGAGAGUGAAAGCGGCAGUUACAUUGAGGCGGACAACAAAGCGCCACCGGCGCCGCUGAAGAAAAUCGGCAAAAUCAAGUCGCCGUUUAUUGAAAACUGCCUGCAAAUGCAGCAGAAGCAUCAUCAGUUGAACUCCAAAUGCAUGAAGUACGAUCACAAGUCCACGCCACACAACGCGCUGGCCGCGCUCGAAAAUAAUGGCAGCAACGGCAACGGCGGUGGUGGUGGCGGCGAACGCGAUAUCAACUCCUUACCGCCGCGCAAGCCACUGCAAAAUGGCAAUGCCGGUUUGCCGCCGCCGCCACGCAUUGAAACUACUGAAGAUAGUAAAGCGGACUCCGGCAAGGAAAAUAAUUAUUGUGAUACAAAUGCCGCGCCGCUAUUAACGCUUUCACCAACCGCCUCAUCAAUCGCACUAUCCGAGCAAUUGUCGCAGUCGCCUGUCGUAGAGAUGCGCAAGAAGUUUACGCGCAUCAUGAGCAGCGCAACAUUAUCGACAGUGGCACAGCGUCACACCGCGCACGCGCUGAGCAAUGGAAAUGGCAAUAACAAUGGCAAUGCGCAAGCCAACGGCAAUAGCGCGAGCAGCGCGCCAACAACGCCGCGAAACUCAAUCAUCGACGACAAAUUCGCCAAAUACUUUGGACUUACAACCGGUGGCAAUCAACCAGCUGCCGCAACUGCAACCACUAACAAAGCGACUAAUGGCAAUCAGCGUACAGCGCGCGCACAGGAAUCACUCAACACAGCAACGGCGCGCUCAGUGGGCGCCAGCGAAACAAGUCUAAGCUCACGCAGCGCCACCAACUAUCCACCACUACCGCCGCCCGACUUCGCGGGCACUCCCAAUGGAGAUUUACAUGCUAGCGUUAAGAAGUUAACGGACGCUUUGUCAUUUGCAAAGGAAAUCAACACGUCCAGCGCAACGCCACACGAAGCGUUCAAUCACAAUGUGCGCAGUAACUCGAAUACGCCAUACUUUACGCCGCCUUCGGUGUGCGCCUACGAUAUAACGCUAACACAAACUUCAUCCGCUACUGGCACCGCGUCAGCAGGCGGCUCUGCGUCAACAGGUGUCUCUGCGUCAGCGGUGCAAAGGCGUCGCGAUAUGUCAAAGCGCCAACGCGCCAAUACAACCAAUAUCACUUUUACGCCCACUUCAAGCAACACACAAUUGUUCAGCGCGCAAGCGAACGCUGACACACCGAGUUCAGGACGCACGCGUGCCUUGCGCUCGCGCGCCUUAACGCUAACACAUGGUGUGCCGUUGCCAGAGGUCAAGCGCUUCGAGGAUAUUGUAGUGACGAAGGAAGAAUUCCAAUUGGCGUCCAAAGAGUUCGAGCGUAUAUUUUUGGGUGUCAUUUGAGUUAGCGCGCGUUAGCAAGCGUUGAAGUGUGUUUAAAACAUGCGCGCGGCACUGGCGCGGGACUUGUGUGUGCGCGCGCGCGCGCGCUCAUAAUGAAAAAGCAAGCGCAAACUAUGUAACAGGCUGUGCGAAGUACUGCUCGAAAUGUGAAAUGUGUUGCUUGCCAAAAGGACAUAUAAUUUAAAAUUUAUAAUAUAUAUUGUUAAAUUAUUAAUAAAUUCAAAAUUAAAUCAUUUUGCAAAAUUG
This is a messenger RNA of Bactrocera tryoni, 10742 nucleotides long. RefSeq names its product serine/arginine repetitive matrix protein 2-like. The transcript has 12 exons. The record is from RefSeq and is a predicted model, not a curated record. NCBI's taxonomy places the organism in Eukaryota, Metazoa, Arthropoda, Insecta, Diptera, Tephritidae. Bases 948 to 10496 code for a protein of 3182 amino acids.